AUGGAUGAGAGAACGAAAAUCGUAGACGUAUGGGCAAAUAAUCUAGAGGAGGAAUUUGAACGAAUCAGGGAUGUAGUCGAAAAUCAUCCCUAUGUUGCUAUCGACACAGAAUUUCCUGGAAUUGUUGCUAGGCCAACAGGAAAUGUAAUAGAUUAUAAUUACCAAACAAUAAAAUGCAAUGUAGAUUUGUUGAAGGUUAUACAAUUAGGAGUUACCUUUUCUAAUGGGAAAGGGGAGCUACCGAAGGUGUCAACAUGGCAGUUCAAUUUUAAGUUUGAUCUAGAAAGUGAUAUGUAUGCUCAGAAUUCUAUAGACUUCCUAAAGGUGAGUGGAAUAAAUUUUGAAAAACAUCAAUCGUUAGGAAUCGAGUUGUUGCAUUUUGGGGAAGUUAUUAUGUCCUCAGGUCUUGUCAUGAAUGAAGACGUCAAAUGGAUAUCUUUUCAUGGUUGCUAUGAUUUUGCCUAUCUGUUAAAAAUACUAACUUGCUGUGCUUUACCUCAUAAUGAAAUUGCCUUUUUUGAUUUACUGAACGAUUUUUUUCCAUCCCUGUACGAUAUAAAGUAUUUGCUGCUAAAUUUGAACAUCAAGCAAUUAAGUAGGACCUACUCGUUGCAAAAAAUUAGCGAAAUUUUAAGUGUGAAGAGGAUAGGAAGACAGCACCAGGCUGGUUCGGACUCCCUCGUGACGUGUAAAACUUUUUUCAAAUUGCUAGAACUGUAUUUCGAUAACAAAAUAGAUGACAAGAAGUAUUCAGGCAUUAUAUACGGCUUGGGGUCCACUAUAAAGAAUUACAAUCCCAAAUUGGAGGAAAACCCCCACAAAUUUCAUAGUGCCAAUCAUUAUGGCAGUGGCUACGUGAAGGGCAAUAAUAAUGCAUCUGGGGCCAGCGGCCACUCCGCCGGUGCGUACGGAUCCGGCUAUGGCGCCAACUACGGUUCCAGUUAUAGCGGAAAUCAUAGUCCCAAUUACAGCGGCAACCGUAGCGGCAGCCACAGUGGCAACCACAGCGACAACAACGACAGCGAGGAGCGAAGCAAAGAAUGCAACCACAUCUACAUGGAGGGAAACAACUCCAUGCUGCACACACACAACAACCACAUGCUCAGUUCCUAUCUCGAAAACAAGGAAUACCAAAUAAGUUUCAGCAAGGACGCGGUCAAAGGCAACGUUAAAAGUGACAUGUUGUACAACCUGUAUGCAGAUAUGAACCAAAAUAACUACAACACCGUUGCGAAUGUAGGGAGUAUGAUCCCGACCAAUAUUAUUGGCCUCUCUUCAUAUGACAACGGCGCUGUGAAUAACCGGGGGUUUUCCAAGUACAGCACCCAUCCACAGUUAAUUAACAUGAGUGCGAUCAAUGCCAAAUCGCUGGGGGUUCUGCGUAAUAGCGACGUAAAUGCAAGCAGCCUUUGUGGUGGCGAAAGUGGAAGUAACAGCGCCAGCGGAAAUACCAGCAGAAAUGGUAGCGGAAAUGGUAGCGGAAGUGGUAGUGGAAGUGGUAACGGAAGUGGUAGUGGAAGUGGUAACGGAAGUGCCAAAAAUAACGGCAAAGGUGGAGGAAAGGGCGACACCAAAGGUGACGGAAAGGGGAACCCCAAAAAUACUAACAAAAAUAAUAACAAAAACAACAGCAAGAAUAACAGUAACGGAGGUGGUAACAGUAAUGGUAGCAGCAAGAACGGAAGCAACAGCUGCGGCAAUAACGGAGGCAAUAAUGGGGGAAAUAACGGAGGUAGCAGUGGUGGCAACAGUGGCGGGAACGGCACAGGUCAUAGCAGCGGUCAUAGUGGAGGUCACAACAGUGGCCACAAUGGAGGAAACGGAAACGGCCAUACCAACGGCCACAAUGGAGAGAAUGGCAACAACCACGGUAACGCCAAAGGAAACGGCAAAAGCAAAGGUAACAACAACACCAACAGCAACAACAACAAUUCCAGAGAGUUCAUCAGCAGUGCAGGGAAUGCCAACAAGAACAGCAUAGAGAACAGCCCCAAGUCGCUCAAAAAAAUGUUUAAUGAUCUUCCGAAAAGCCCCAGCAACCGUAAUUUGAGCAACGAUUUUAACAUAGGCAGCAGCAGCAGCAGUAGCGAGCAUUUGAAAAGUAUGAACGGAGUACGAGGAACCACGAAUCGCAAUUUUACCAACCCCAAUGGACACGUCAGUAUGAAUACAGCCAACAUGAGCAGUAUGAACGGCAUGAACAGCAGUGUUAAUAUAAGCGGAAAGAGCAGCGUAUGUGGUAAAGGCUCUAUCCCAAGCAAAAGGGGCUUGAUUGGGACAAAUGGUCCAGUAGGCAAAAACAACGUAGCUGGUCUCAGUAUGAACAACUUAAACAACCCUGUGGUACCUCCAAGUGACUUAAAUCUAGGCGCAACUGGAAUAACCCUCGCGAGUAUAAAUAAUGGCAUGGUGCUUAACAGCAUGGUGGUGAAUAAUAUGAGUAUGAACAACUUGAAAAGUAACAGCAGCUUGAAUCGUAACAACAGUUUGAACCGUAACAACAGCUUGAACCGUGUAUCUGUGGUUAAUGUUGGGAAUUUAAAUUUCAAACAAGGCGGAGGCUUCGUUAGCAGCAACAAUAGGAGCGUCAUGAACAGUAGCAGUGUAAGCAGUCUGAACGAGGUCAACGCAAAGCAAAGUGGUUCCGUGCAAAGUGGAUCCAUGCAAAGUCCAAAUAUGUCGGAAGAGACUAUUAUAGAUGCAGUUAAGGGGGAUUACGAGGUGAACAACAACAAUCCCAUGGCACGAAACGGAGUUGGACGAAGCAGUAUCUAUGCUCCCAGUAUGAACUAUGCGAAAGGCGAAGGGAUCGGAGCCCAUAAGAAUAGCGCAAGUGGAAAGAAUAGUUGUAAGAACAACAACAGCUGCAGCAACAGCAUCAACAACAACAGCAACAACAGCAGCAACAGCAGUGGCAUUGAUCCAUUUUCAAAUAGCGUAAAUUUCGGUGCGGCCAACAUCUCGAGCAAUGCAGGCCUCCAAAUGAACAGUAACCUAAGUAGUUUUAAGCUGUAUUCCAUGCCAAACAAAUACAACUCGUUUAGUAGCUAUCCCACAUGUGUAAGCAACCCUAAUGAUACGGGCACUACAGAGGAUUGCGAAAUUGAUGAUGCACUGUUUGACGGGCCGGGCGGCAUCCACGUCGUGGGGAAUGGAAGUAACAACGGCGGUGACAACGGUGGGGCACAUGUGAGCGGAAAAGCCAUUUUGAAUAAAAACGUGAUGAACAAAGUAAACAUGGCGCACAUGAAUUAUGGAAAGAAUAUGACUACGAGUGGUGUAAAUGCGAGUGCCAAUUUUAAGGGGAACCACAAAAAUAAUGUCCUCAUGAACAGCGACAUGCCGAGCGGCCUAAUGCAGAAUGGUAACCUUAUCAGCAAGAAUAAUGAGUUGGGUAGUGGGAAUUUUGACGCUAUGAAUCUCCUAUCGUCAAAUGUGACAAUGCUUAGGGAUGACAUCUGCAAGGACGAGAAAAUGAACAACUUAAAUAAAGCUGCAAUUGCGAGUUUUCCCUUGAAACAUCCGCCGCCACCCCCUCCUCCACCUCCCCCACCAUCUUCAUGCAGUACGACCAGCGUGAUGAGUAGCAUGGGCAACGCCAUGAGUAGCAGUGGAAACCAUAACAACAGUGGAGAAAAGGCUAAAAACAAUUCUUUUAUGAAAAACCUCAGUUCAUCUUCCUCAAACAACAUGGGCAAUGCUUACUUGGGCAACGUGACGCAUCUAAUCAGUGGCAACGAAGCGAAAAAUUGCAACUUGAAUUUGGGCACUACUAGCUACGCAUCGAACCACAUACUGAAGCAUAACAUGAGCUUGAAUAAUUUCGGCAACGUAAGUGGAAGCAACAAAGUGAAUUUUGCCAACAUGGCUAAUCACAACGGUUCCGGAGGCAUCAUUAAGAGUAACUCGCAUGGUUCGGUUGGCGGCAUUGGCGGUGUGGGCCCAUUAGGCACAAACAUCGUUCCCGCAUACAACGCAGCAAACAAAACGCCCCUUGAGAGUAGCGACCCUAGAGCGAACCUUAGCUCUAAAAGAAAGGGCUCGAAUAACUCCAACAAAAAUAACAAAAUUUUUUAUCAGCUGAGCAGCACAGCGAAUGAGAAGAAUAGCAGAAAUAAUGCCAAGGAAGGAAAUGGCAAAAAUGCCGUCAUGUUAGGAACAAGCUCUAUUUGUGAGGGUGCCUAUAAUGCUGAUGGAAGUAUCAUUGCAAAUGGGGGUGCGCUUAGCAGCGCCAAUGGCGUGCACAAUGCGAGCCCGAAAAAUAGCGGAGACCAGACCAAGGGAUGCACCAACACGAAUACCACCAACGGUAGCGGUAAUAAUGGAAAGAACGGAAAGGGUGGGAAAAAUGGCAACAAGAACCACAAACAUAAUAAGAACAAAAAUAAGAGUGCCAAUGGAGGAAACGCCAAUGGAGAAGGCGCCAAUGGUGAAAGCGCCAACGGAGGUAGCGCCACUGGAGGCAGUGCUGGGAACGGUGCUAACGGCAGCAACACGGUCAUCAAAAAAAAAACCAAUGAGAGAAAUGCUACAGAUAAAAUGAACAUGAACAACUUCGAGCAGAAUAAUAACUAUGACUCAGUUACCCAAAGAAAAAAUGGAAACAAAAAUUUUGCCAACAUUGUAAAGGAGGAGGAAGGAGCUAAGUUUGCAAGCGGAAAUCUGCUGCCGAAUGAUGAGAAGAAAAAUGCCCCAAUCGAUAGAAAUGCAUACAAAAGCUUUUUAAAUAAUAUGAAUUAUUUCAAGGCAGACAAUGUGAAGGUGUACAAUAGGGGAGGCAUAGGAGCAGUGGGUGGAGCUGCAGCCGUAGUGGUAGGUUAUGGAAAUAACGCUGAUAAGCAGUUAGGAGUAAAAAAUAACUUCCCCAAUAUCUCCACGUACGAUAGCGAAAGCCUUUUGCAUAGUUUGAGUAGUGUAAAUAUAAAUAACGACAUGAAAACUUCGGACAUUAUGAGCCCGCCGAAUGUGCACAAUUAUGCGAACAGUGGUAACUCAGGAGGAAGCGUCGGGGACGUCGACGAGGAUAUUCAGUACCUUGGAAGCAUGAAGAAUAACAAAGACGGAAAGAACUACACCGAAGUUUCGCAUGGAAAAAUGAAUAACUUCAAUAUGAUGAACAUAAGUAAGAUGAACAGUCCGACUAAUUCGGCAAAGAAUAACGUGGGCCCUUUGAGCGGCGGUUUAAGCGAUGGCCACAGUGGCAAGCACAACAGCAGUAGCACAGCCGAAAACACCCGCGCGAACGGAGGCGGCCUCAACAAUUUUAUUAACAAAAAAAUGAGCAAGGACAACCUAAGCAUGAUAAACCAUGCCAUGAUGAGUAACCUUAACCUGAACAACAUUUAUGCGAAUAGUGACACGAACGCGUUUAGCAAAAUGAAUGUUAACCACAAGGGAGGUAGUGUAAGCAACUCCAAUUUUUACUUUAACGGGGAAGGCGCAACAGGUGUUGUAGCGCGAAACCAGCCAUAUUACAAUUCGUACGCCGAAUCCUUUUCAGACAAAGUAGCCAACAAAUCAUUUAUAGAGAAGAGUGGUAACAUACCGUCUUCCAUUUAUAAUGCUAAGAGGGAGGAACCCAGCAUGAGGAUGUAUAACUACGUUGAUAGUAAUAACUUUUUGGAGAAAAACGCAAUUAUUGCAGACAAGUACGAGUCAAUGGAAUCGCCCCAAGACAACAUGUUUAACUAUGCCAGUUACGAAUUUAAAAAUAAAGAAAGGAAAUUUUUUUACGACGCGUAG
This is a messenger RNA of Plasmodium inui San Antonio 1, 5742 nucleotides long. RefSeq lists its product as hypothetical. The coding region runs from base 1 to 5742 and encodes 1913 amino acids. The transcript has a single exon. NCBI's taxonomy places the organism in Eukaryota, Apicomplexa, Aconoidasida, Haemosporida, Plasmodiidae. The record is from RefSeq and is a predicted model, not a curated record. Gene Ontology annotation, molecular function: nucleic acid binding; poly(A)-specific ribonuclease activity. Gene Ontology annotation, cellular component: P-body; CCR4-NOT core complex; CCR4-NOT complex.